This is a messenger RNA of Symsagittifera roscoffensis, 2848 nucleotides long. Its product is annotated as terminal uridylyltransferase 4-like. Gene Ontology annotation, molecular function: RNA uridylyltransferase activity. The record is from RefSeq and is a predicted model, not a curated record. NCBI's taxonomy places the organism in Eukaryota, Metazoa, Xenacoelomorpha, Acoela, Convolutidae. The transcript is spliced from 12 exons. Bases 116 to 2578 code for a protein of 820 amino acids.
UUGAAUGUUUGCUACAAAUUGAAAAUUGUCAUCAUUUUGAAUACAGACUCAGAAGACUGGUCAUUUAUUAUGAAAAGCUGAGUACAAGUCUCCAAUACGGUUGCGUUCUCUCAACAUGAAAGCUGUUCAAAUGACAGAGAACAUGUGGAUCCAACAAUUGUUACUCAAUACUGCUGAGUGCGAAUAUUUCAAAUAUCUGACUUCAUCGAGCAGUCGCAAAAGCAAAAAUCAGAUCAAAGGCUCCUCUGAGGUUAAAUCGACCGUGAAGAAAGGCGACGAAGAGCUCCCGGAAGCUUCAGUAGAUAAUUCGAAAAAAGCUCAAAUGGCAGUAGAAACAGAAAAGUCUGAGCCUAAUGUAAUCAUAUCUCUAGAUGAUUCCGUUCAGCAUGGUGUUUGGUUUCAAAAGCGCCUAUUUGACGAAAGUGAACAAUUGUAUCACCACUAUCGUGAAAUAUGUUAUCGAAAGCAAAAGAAACAAGCGAAACCUUUCGCCAUUGUGAGAAAGCCACCAGUUAAAGCGACAUUCAAACACUUCGAUUCGAUAAAUGCCCAGGAAGUUGUCUUAGACGUUGAUAAUGAUGAUCUUUGGUCAGAAUUGCUUUUGGCUGUACAAGAAAAUGAAGCGCAAUCACCUAAUGAGAUUUUAAUGAAAGAAGAUUACGUGAAACUACUUAACCAGAUGAUACAGCAGAGUGGCAAUGAAAAACUGAAAGGAGCAGCGCUGUGUAUAUUUGGCUCGACUUAUAACGGGUUCGGGAACAAAGGCAGUGACUUGGACCUGGUGAUUCUCUUCAAACGAGAAGAAGACGAUGAUCCGAGGAAAACAAAUAUGGACAUCGUGAAUGCUAUCUCGAAAGUGAUGAGGGGUGUGGAAUUCAGAGAUGUGAUCAGAAUUCUUCAAGUUGUGCGCGGAGCGAGGGUUCCAAUCAUCAAGUUCAUUUCCACACAUAAGAAGUAUCCGAGAUUAAUGGGUGAUAUAUCUGCACGAAAUAGACUGGGCCCAAGAAAUACCAAGCUGAUGAAUGCCUAUGCUAUAUAUGAUGAGCGCCUGAGAACACUGGGAUAUGGCAUCAAAAAGUUCGCAAAGCUGGCGGACAUCAACGAUGCAUCUACUGGGUCUCUUUCAUCGUAUGCAUAUCUGUUGAUGAUGAUCUACUAUCUGCAACACACUUCUCCCCCUGUUCUCCCAUGUCUGCAAGAUGUGACACUUUUGAAACAGGGCGAACAACUAGUCAGAAUAGAGAAUGAAAUGAACACGUGGUACCAAGAAGACCUCGACUAUGUACGAGGAAUUACAGCAGCCUUAUUUCCUCCGAAUAGAAUGUCGAUCGGAGAACUCUGGAAAGGAUUCUUUGAGUUCUACACCAAUUUCGACUUCAGAACCCAAAUCGACAUCAGAAUGCGACUGAGUCCAACAGUGCGGCGAGUCGGCAUCGAAAUACGAGACCCAUUCGACGAGGAACACGACUUAGCUCGUGUUUUACGACUUUCCGGCGAGAACUUAAUCCGAAACUGCUUCAGCUCAGCUCUGAAUUUGUUCAGGCGUAUUGAAGUUGCACAGAAGAAACUGAGUGAAAAAAAUAAAUUAGAGCUUUUUGAUUGGCUGGUAGAGCAAGUUGCGAAUUCACAUCCCUAUGGGCAGAUGAAUACGUGUUGGCUGUGUGGUGACGGCGACCAUUACAGAAGUGUGUGUCACAUUUUUGCAGAACGAAAGAGAAACGAGGGAGUUAAAGAGCGCACGAGGAUGAGAAACAGACAUCGUCAAUCAAAGAAUUCGGAGAAAAGUGAGAACAGUCAAACUCAGAAUAACGGAGCUCAAAACGUAGCUCCGAGAGCUCCUAAUGCGAACAGGAAUCUGAGAUGGCCAGCGCGAAAUACCGUGGAUAAUAAAACUAAUUUCAGAAAUGGAAUAACUUUAAAUGAUGCAAUGGCCAAUUACCGCCAAAACAAUAUCAACAGAAGUUUGACCCCAGAAGUUGAAUAUUUAAUGAGGAUGCAGGCGCAGGCUCAAUAUAUGGGAGCUCAACGGUAUCAUUUUCCGCAGAUGGGAGGCAGAUAUCCGAAUAUGUAUCAGAAUUUGGCUCCCGCUCAACCGAUGGGAUAUCAGUCUUCGCGAUACUACACGCAACAGCAACACACGCCGCCUAAUGCUGUCGAACUGAGAUUCAUGCGAGAUCCUUCUAACAGUCCACGAGGAAACUACGGACCUGCGCCUCAGUAUUAUCAAAACCUUACCCCGGCAUACCACCAACCGCCUGUUCUGAUUCCAAAUCAAUUGAGAAAUAACGGCGGUGUCAUGGAUCGCUAUGACCACAGAAUGUAUGGCAGAAACCAGAACAGAACAUUCAAAAAUUCCUAUCAAAACACACCAGACGCUCGCGAGUUUGCCAAUCAAAACAAUUUCCAAGUGGAUGUAAGAACGCAUCAUCAGCAGCAGCAGUAUUAUCAGCAACCGGUUAGAGCCAUUUACCAGAGGGAAAGUUCAUCGAGUAGUAGCUCUCAAAAUUACUCAAUUCUUGGAAAUGCACCGAAGCCAUCGUCAGGUUUUCCGCAACCGUACAACGGAAGAAUUUAUUAAACUCAAAGUCAUAAAAUUAAAACAAAUACGUUUGUGGUACUGGUUUUUCUUGAGAAGAAAAUAUUUUAAACGUGUUCUUUGCAUGCUCCUAUUUUGGUAUAUAAUUAUUGGAUUUAAAAUUUCCUGACUUUUGAUUGUUCACAUUUGGUGCUAAAUGGCAUUUUAGUUUUUCUCCUUUUAAGUUCCGUUGGUUGAAAACUUUGAUUUACUGAAACAAUAUUUUGCAUUGAUUGUUAACAAAUAGUGAUAGCAAUUCAGUUUUUCAAUAUA